CUACGUGAAGAGUUUCGCGGUGUGACUGAGCUGCGUGGUCCGGCUGUGUCUUAGAAGCAUUGGGCAGGGGGGUGGGCAGUCUCCGCGGCGACGGCGAAGGCAGUGGCCAGGCCGAGAGGCAGGAGGGGUAGAGGUAGCGGCUGCAGGAGCGCUGGGCGGGGAUUUGGCCUCCGGUACAGGUGCAAUGAAAGGCCUCCACACUUUCUGUGCUGUCCUUUUGGUGUUUGGGAGCUUCUCUGAAGCAAAGUUUGAUGAUUUUGAGGAUGAGGAAGACCUCGUAGAGUAUGAUGAUAAUGACUUUGCUGAAUUUGAGGAUAUCAUAGAAGACUCUGUUACUCAGUCUCCUCAACGGGUGAUAACCACCGAAGACGACGAAGAGGAGACCACGGUGGAGUUAGAAGGGCAGGACGAAAACCAAGAAGAAGAUUUUGAAGAUGCAGACACCCAGGAGGGAGAUACCGAGAGUGAGCCAUAUGAUGACGAAGAAUUUGAAGGUUAUGAAGACAAGCCAGAUACUUCUUCUAGCAAAAAUAAAGACCCAAUAACAAUUGUUGAUGUUCCUGCACACCUCCAGAACAGCUGGGAAAGUUAUUAUCUAGAAAUUUUGAUGGUAACUGGUCUGCUCGCCUACAUCAUGAAUUAUAUCAUUGGGAAGAACAAAAACAGUCGCCUUGCCCAGGCCUGGUUUAACACCCAUAGAGAGCUUUUGGAGAGCAACUUUACCCUAGUAGGGGAUGAUGGAACUAACAAAGAAGCCACAAGCACAGGAAAGCUGAACCAGGAGAACGAGCACAUCUACAACCUCUGGUGUUCUGGCCGAGUGUGCUGCGAGGGGAUGCUUAUCCAGCUGAGGUUCCUCAAGAGACAAGACUUACUGAAUGUCCUGGCUCGGAUGAUGAGGCCAGUUAGUGAUCAGGUGCAAGUAAAAGUAACCAUGAAUGAUGAAGACAUGGAUACCUAUGUGUUUGCUGUUGGCACCCGGAAAGCCUUGGUGCGACUACAGAAGGAAAUGCAGGAUCUGAGUGAGUUUUGUAGUGAUAAACCUAAGUCUGGAGCAAAGUAUGGACUACCGGACUCCUUGGCCAUCCUGUCAGAGAUGGGAGAAGUCACAGAGGGAAUGAUGGAUACAAAGAUGGUUCACUUUCUUACACACUAUGCUGACAAGAUUGAAUCCGUUCAUUUUUCAGACCAGUUCUCUGGUCCAAAAAUUAUGCAAGAGGAAGGUCAGCCUUUAAAGCUGCCUGACACUAAGAGAACACUAUUGUUUACAUUUAAUGUGCCUGGCUCAGGUAACACCUACCCAAAGGAUAUGGAGGCUUUGCUACCCCUGAUGAACAUGGUGAUUUAUUCUAUCGAUAAAGCCAAAAAGUUCCGACUCAACAGAGAAGGCAAACAAAAAGCAGAUAAGAACCGUGCCCGAGUAGAAGAGAACUUCUUGAAGCUGACUCAUGUGCAAAGACAGGAAGCUGCACAGUCUCGGCGUGAGGAGAAGAAAAGAGCAGAGAAGGAGCGAAUUAUGAAUGAGGAAGAUCCUGAGAAACAGCGCAGGCUGGAGGAAGCUGCUCUGAGGCGUGAGCAAAAGAAGUUGGAGAAGAAGCAAAUGAAAAUGAAACAAAUCAAAGUGAAAGCCAUGUAAAGUUACCCCAGAGAGCUGAGUCCUGGUGCCACUUAUAAGCUCUGAACUCACAGGAAACAUAAAAAAUACCAAUCAUUUCUCAUCGUAAAGUUUAAAUACUCCCAGUGACUGAGCAAACCUCAUCUCAACCUCUGUUCUGAUUUGGUUUGGAGUAUUGCAGAAGUUGUAGGUACAUUGGAAGGGCUCUGUGGCCAUAAUUUUCUUUCAGAAAAUCAAACUAUUUUGAUCAUUUCAUAAAAGGAAUGAUACAUGAAAUCUGUAUAGUUUUAAAAUAUUUUUAAAAUUAUAACAUGAAUCAUCAGUGCUUUUAGUGCUUUGAUGUUUGAAGAAAUAUCAUGAAAUUUAUAGGUAAUUAAAUCGUUGCUUUUUGUUUAAACUAAGCAAUUUAAAUGGCUAUGAAGACUGGCUCUUAAACCAACAUUCCACAAAUAACUAUUGAAAUUGCACAAUAAACAUUGCUUGGUGUUUU
Molecule: messenger RNA, 2105 nt
Organism: Loxodonta africana (African savanna elephant)
Lineage: Eukaryota; Metazoa; Chordata; Mammalia; Proboscidea; Elephantidae
Gene: CCDC47
Product: coiled-coil domain containing 47
Exons: 13
Coding region: 185-1636 (483 amino acids)
Biological process (GO): endoplasmic reticulum calcium ion homeostasis
Cellular component (GO): endoplasmic reticulum
Molecular function (GO): calcium ion binding
Source: RefSeq, a predicted model, not a curated record